This is a messenger RNA of Formica exsecta, 401 nucleotides long. RefSeq lists its product as uncharacterized. The coding region runs from base 18 to 380 and encodes 120 amino acids. The transcript is spliced from 3 exons. Lineage: Eukaryota; Metazoa; Arthropoda; Insecta; Hymenoptera; Formicidae. The record is from RefSeq and is a predicted model, not a curated record.
AAAGUGAUGAUAAUGUCAUGAAUUACGAAGAAUAUAUAUUAUGGCUAAAAAAUAAUUGUAAACCAUGGCAGAUAGUGACUGAAUACUGGUCUUUGACUUCAAAGAAACGAUUAAAACAUCUUCAAACUAAUAAUAAUCAGUCUUGCCACGAAUACAUAAUUCAGUUUCCAGCCCUUUCUGAUCCUUUAGGCUACGUUCUGCUAGAGAAAGAUUUUGAAACAUUAUAUCCAGGUCGUAAUUUAAAAUUGUAUAGUGCUUGGCAAAAAAUAUCAAGUUUUGUGACCAAUAAGGUGACAUCUAAACUGAAGAAUCAUUUUGAUAAUGUCUUUACACCAGAUGGUGUGAAAAUUGUCACUUUAUUACUGAUUUGUUCCCUGUGAACACGAUAAGAAACGGCAAAC